AUGCUCGACCCUCUACCCCCACCCCCCGCCUUCCUAGUCUCGCUAACGAAGCCGCUCGCGGAUCGCCUCAACCUACAUACCCUCCCGCUGCAUAUACACGAGGUCCUACUCGCAGCGUUCAUAUACACCUUCAUCUGCACGAUCGUCUCACCAGUCCUCUCGGCGCGCCUGUGUCCGCAAACCUACCCCCGCCUCUCGCGACGAGCACGGCUGAACUGGGAUGUGCACGUGGUCUCUUUUGCGCAGGCAUGCAUAAUCAAUGGACUGAGCUUGUACGCCAUAUGGUUUGACGAGGAGAGGAAGUCAUGGAGGGGUGUUGGCGCAAAAGGGCAGGAGUGGAACGACGCUUGGGAAGGGCGAUUGUGGGGAUACUAUGGCUUCGGUGGAUUAUGCCAGAGCUUCGCGCUGGGCUACUUCCUGUGGGAUCUUUGCGUAUGUGCGAGCCAUGUGAGCAUUUUUGGUUGGGGCAUGGUGGCGCACGCUGUCAGUGCCGUGGCGGUCUUUGGGCUGGGUUAUCGACCCUUCAUCUACUUCUCCGCCCCAAUCUUCUUACUCUACGAGCUCUCGUCGCCCUUCCUCAACAUUCACUGGUUCUGCGACAAGCUCCACCUCACCGGCUCGAUCUACCAAGCAAUCAACGGCGUGUUCCUGGUCCUAACAUUCUUCUCCUGCCGUCUGGUCUGGGGCAUCUACUCCUCCACAUGGGUCUUCCACGACAUGUUCCACCUUGUCCGAACCGGGCACUCCGAUUUCGUGCUUCGGGUUCCAAGCGGCCAGCUGAAGACCUACUCGACCGAGGAGCUUCUACGCAUCGCAAGAGACCGUGAAGGGCAGACCACGGCGUUCAACUAUGAGCAAUACACACCGCUUUGGAUUCCGAUCGUCUACUUUGUGAGCAACCUCGUCCUGAACAGCCUCAAUCUUUUUUGGUUUAGCAAAAUGAUCCAAACCAUCCGCACGCGCUUUGAACCGCCGUGGGGCACUAAGGGUGUUGGGCCGGACAAAGUGCACUACCAGCCCGUUGCAUCUGAGGACGAGGACAGCGAUCUCGGCAUUGGCGAGCCUGGAAAGGUCAAAGACCGUGAUAUGCCGGAUGCCGACGAGGCAAAAACGCCUGCGGGAAAAGGUAGCAUUAAGGACGCACGCGAGCGAGCCGAGCACGCACUCAAUGGGUCGACGGAAACUCUUGGAGACACGAGAGUGGCGAAGGGCGUCAAUGAGGAUGGUGGUGCAACUGUGGAAGUGUCAGGGACGGCAAGGAAGAGUGCCCGGAGUCGGAGGAAAGGGUGA
This is a messenger RNA of Saxophila tyrrhenica, 1290 nucleotides long. RefSeq lists its product as uncharacterized. The coding region runs from base 1 to 1290 and encodes 429 amino acids. The transcript is spliced from 2 exons. Lineage: Eukaryota; Fungi; Ascomycota; Dothideomycetes; Mycosphaerellales; Extremaceae. Gene Ontology annotation, biological process: lipid homeostasis. The record is from RefSeq and is a predicted model, not a curated record. Gene Ontology annotation, cellular component: membrane; endoplasmic reticulum.